This is a messenger RNA of Funneliformis caledonium, 993 nucleotides long. The record is from the annotation of a GenBank genome assembly. NCBI's taxonomy places the organism in Eukaryota, Fungi, Glomeromycota, Glomeromycetes, Glomerales, Glomeraceae.
AUGAAUAAAGAAGUCUGUAAUCUAGUAAAUUUAAUAUGCGGCCAGCCCAAAUUAAUUGUGAGAGGAUACCUAUUAGUUAAAGAUAAGAGUAUUAAUAGAAGAUACUAUUGGUGCUGUGAAUUUAAAGAUGUUUUUAAUUGCAAAAGAAGAGCAAUAACAGAUUUAGAAAAUGAAGAGUAUGUAUUAAAAAAAUUUAAUGAUCAUAACCAUACAUCCAAUGCAAGCUGUACAGAAGUGAUUCAAACUCUUAAUAAUAUAAAGGAAGUAGCAUCCAAUAGAUUAAAUCAGCCAGUGCAAAUAAUCCAACAUGCAAUGACCAAUAUGUCUCAAGAAUCCUCUCACUUUAUACCUAAUACAGGAGCAAUCCAUAUUAAUAUUUCUGACUACUUGCGUAAAACUAUAAGUGGGAAUCAAUUUUUAGCAAAGGAAAUAGAGUUAGAAGAUGAAAAAAUGCUAAUAUUUUGCAUAAAUUCUAAUCUUAAACAUCUAUAUAAGGCCAGUUACUGGCUAAUGGAUAGUAUAUUCAAAAUAGUACCAUUAUUAUUCUACCAAUUAUACUUAAUUCAUGCAUCAGUAGGCAAAGAUGAAAAUUCUCAUAUUUUUCUAAUGGUCUAUGUGUUAAUGACAAGUAGAUCUGAGGAAAUAUAUAAAAGAUUAUUUGAAGAAAUUGUAGUUUUAGGUGAACAAGCCAGUUAUGAUUUAUUACCAAAUGUAAUUAUCACUGACUUUGAACAGACUAAUUUAUGGAGAAAAAUACAAGCAAAAGAAUUGGCAACUGAAUAUGGUAACAAUCAGAAUUUCAGCAUCAAUUUGCAUUAUAUUAUGAUACUUGCUUUUUUAUCACCUGAAGAAAUACUAGCUGCGUUUGAUCAAGUUAAACACAUAAUACCUGAAAAUUCUGCGAAAAUCUGUUCUAUAGAUGAUCUUGUUGAACUUGACUAUCCUAGAACUCAAAUAUUAUUGAAGAAUAGCAUAAUAGAUGGAGUAACUUAA